This is a messenger RNA of Brassicogethes aeneus, 945 nucleotides long. Lineage: Eukaryota; Metazoa; Arthropoda; Insecta; Coleoptera; Nitidulidae. The record is from the annotation of a GenBank genome assembly.
AUGGAAUCAUCUGAGGACGAAAAUAACACGGAUAAUGAAAAAAAUGCAACAGAGGAUGUCACAAAUUUUAAUCCAUUGGACAACUUCAGCGCUUUCUCCUUUGAGAACUACAUGAAGACUCUAAAAAGAUUAUUACGGAAAAAUAAUGAACCUCUUUCUCGUUUUGCCGAAAUUGACAAUGUGGUGAAAAUUACUUCCGAUAAUUAUCGAAUUAAUUCGACUGCUGAUCCGUCCAAGGAACAUAAUGAUGGCCCUCUACUGGCAGACACCUUUCCACCGCAAUAUUUGCAAUUCAAAAAAAGGUCUCUAGUGCUUAGCUUGAAGCAUCCAAACAAUAUUUGUAAAUUAAGUAAUGGACACAUAACAUUAAACACGUGGGUAGUAGUAAAAUUCCCAGAUGAAGAUUCGGUAGAGGCAGUUCCGGAAAACUGGAUAGAAAUAGAUGGUGAUUUGUGUUUAUGUUACUGGCCGCCAUAUGGUGGAGAUAAACUAAGGAAAUCUAUAAUCAUGUGUGAGAAUCCCCAGGAAAACUGGAAAACUAAUAAAGCAGUAGUUUUAAGCUUUAGUCUUGGGGGCUUAACAGUAAGAGAAUUUAUCAGUUGCGCAAUGAAACAGAUAGUCACUAACGAAUUCGUCAAAUCAAAUAUUACAUGGGAUGGUUCCAAGGGAAAAAUUGAAUUUCGAAGAACAAAAAUUUGCAAUACCCUAGAUCUUGCUGCAAAAAGGACUACAUCGUUUGAAGGACCCUCAAAUAAAGGGUCCUUUAAAUAUGAUUUCAAAGAGGUUAUUAGGGCUACAAAACAACGGCAAAAAAAUGCCGAAAAACAAACAAGUAAUAAAUCGAACUCUGGCAAAAUUUUGCCACAUUUAGGAAUAAAUGAACCCGAAUUUCCUGACAGUGACCGUAAUAGUGGAUUAUCAGACUAUGAAAGUGAUUUUGAUUAG